Messenger RNA from Hippocampus comes (tiger tail seahorse), 1156 nucleotides. RefSeq names its product small nuclear ribonucleoprotein polypeptide A (gene snrpa). Lineage: Eukaryota; Metazoa; Chordata; Actinopteri; Syngnathiformes; Syngnathidae. The record is from RefSeq and is a predicted model, not a curated record. Bases 112 to 933 code for a protein of 273 amino acids. The transcript has 7 exons. Gene Ontology annotation, molecular function: RNA binding.
GCAGUAAUGCAUCUAAAUGCUGUUUGUCGAAAUUACGACGAAGAAGAACUGCUUGAAUUUUAUCGCGAGACUUGAGCGCCGGAUCCAUCCGCGUUUCAUUCAGCGUUCAAGAUGGCCACGACGGAGGUUCGGCUUAAUCACACGAUCUACAUCAAUAACUUGAACGAGAAAAUUAAGAAAGAUGAGUUGAAGAAGUCUCUGUACGCCAUCUUCUCUCAGUUUGGCCAGAUUUUGGACAUCUUGGUUGCACGUACUUUGAAAAUGAAAGGUCAGGCCUUUGUCAUUUUCAAAGAAGUCAACAGCGCCUCCAAUGCUCUCCGAUCCAUGCAGGGAUUUCCCUUCUAUGACAAACCCAUGCGCAUCCAGUAUGCCAAUCAGGAUUCGGACAUCAUCGCCAAAAUGAAAGGCACUUAUGUCGAGCGCGAUCGUAAGAAGGAGAAGAAGAAGCCUCCGAAGUCAGAAUCGAGCGGGAACAAGAAGUCGGCCGCCAUGGCCGGUGGCGCGGCUGCAGGCAUGCCCGGAAUGGCACAGAUGAACCAGGGGGGCCGCAUGAUGCACAUGCCAGGACAGCCACCCUACAUGCCCCCGCCGGGUAUGAUGCCCCCGCCAGGGAUGGCACCUGGUCAAAUGCCCCCUGGUGGCAUGGGUCACGGUCAGAUGAUGCCCGGACAGAUGCACCACCAGAUUUCGGAGAAUCCUCCCAAUCACAUCCUCUUCCUCACCAACUUGCCCGAAGAGACCAACGAGCUUAUGCUGUCCAUGCUCUUCAACCAGUUCCCGGGCUUCAAGGAAGUGCGUCUGGUCCCCGGCCGGCACGACAUCGCCUUCGUGGAGUUUGACAACGACGUGCAGGCCGGCGCCGCACGCGAAGCGCUGCAAGGCUUCAAGAUUACGCAGAGCAACGCCAUGAAGAUCUCCUUCGCCAAGAAAUAACUUGGUCACCUCUUCACACAGGUGUGUUUGCAGCAGUGAAACAAACUGAGGAUGUUUUUUUUUUUUGUUGUUGUUGUCAUUUUUGUGUUCUUUACUCUCAAGUGUUGAUUUUACUGUACUGUGUAUUUGUGAAAGCAUUGCACCCAGCGUCUGGUCUGUCAGACAUCACACCUGGAGCUUUUGAUUUUGAUUUUUUUAACAAUAAAAACAAACUGACCGAAAA